Messenger RNA from Caenorhabditis sp. 36 PRJEB53466, 2221 nucleotides. Lineage: Eukaryota; Metazoa; Nematoda; Chromadorea; Rhabditida; Rhabditidae. The record is from the annotation of a GenBank genome assembly.
AUGCCACGCAAGUUGACUGGACAUGAUUUUAUCAGAAAAGUACAUGAGAAUAUCUAUGUGAGUGAUUGUUACAGUAUCCGGCAAACUGACACCUCUUCCAGGGCGCCCCGAUGCCGGAACCGCCGCCAAUCCCGGACUACGCGAACCUGACGGCCUCGUCGCCCGGAUACGAGGACCCGGAAGACUCGGAUGCACCAUGGUGGAGCUGGGCCCUUUUGGCUCUCAUCCUGCUCGGCCUCAUCGCGUCCUCCGUCUCGUGUUGUCUGUGCGCCUAUCGAGUACAAAAGGAGAAGCGGAGACAGGCGGCGGCGCACGUGGAAAACAGAAAGAAGAAGACUCUGGGAGGGCCGGAUGGAGUUGACGAGGUACGUGGCCGAAGUUUUGCACAUGCGGGGACUAGCUUUCUGGAAAAUAUGUCGAGUUGGAAAUGAGCAUGAUAUAUAGUACCAAUUGAUAGAAAUUUUUGGCACUUUUCAGGUCCUGAUCACUCCGAACACAAACGAAUACGCACAAUCCUCGGAUAGCGCGGAAGCUCCUCUGAUCCCGGGACCGAACGGAGAGAUGGGAGCGGUCCCGGAUGAUCCGAACGGCGGUCUGAAAACCACAAAUCCGGCCGGCCUUUUCCACAGCCAGGCACCUCAAGGCUUGGACCAGGGGAUGCAGACGGUGGCGCCGGCAGGAGUGUUUCAUGAUCAGAUCAAGGACCAGAAGGGCCUAAAUCCCAAAAAGACCGACGUUCCGAAGGAAAAGGGCCUGAAGACCACCAAUCCAGCGGGACCGUUCAAUGAACAGCCUAGGGACCAGGGAAUGCAGACGGUGGCGCCGGCAGGGGUGUUUCAUGAUCAGAUCAAGGACCAGAAGGGCGCAAAUCCCAAAAAGACCGACGUUCCGAAGGAAAAGGGUCUGAAGACCACCAAUCCAGCGGGACCGUUCCAUGAUCAACCGCAGGAUCAAGGAAUGCAGACCGUCGCGCCGGCUGGCGUUUUCCACGAUCAGAAUAAGAAAAAUAAGGAUAAAGAUAAAGAAAAGGGCAUGAAAACGACGAGCCCAGCGGGACCGGCGGGACCAUCGGACGACAAGAACAAGAAAGAGAAAAAUUACAAGGCCCUGCAGACUGUCAAGCAAGCGGGAACGUUUGAGAAUCCACAGACGCCGGUUGAGCCGAAAGGGACCAAGAAUGAAGGAGACAAGAAGAAGAAGAAGUCAAAGGUUCGGAUACUCUGAUUCUGAAAUGUUUAGUGCUCAAAGUUGAUCAUUUUUCAGGAUACAAAGUCCAAAGAUUCGAAGCCACCGACGAAAAAAGCGGAAAUGAGCAAGGAAAAGGAGAAGCCGAGUCAGGAAAAGAAACAGGAGAAGUCAAAGGUUCGUGUUUGAUCGGAUCGACAAUACUUUAACUUUGAACGGAUAUUGUAGACUUACCAUAUGUCCUUUGGUUCUCUACAUUUUUUGUGUAGAACCUACAUGUCUAGUACUAUAUUUUUUCAGUUGACAACUUUUUUCUAGGACCACUCCGAAAGGUACUGUAGCUCGUGGAAGUACGGUCCCCAAACGCUCGUUCAUUUCGGCGCCCAACUUCCAAGGUCUACAGUACCCCCGGAAGUGGUCCUAGAAAAAAUUGACCAACUACAAAAAUGCAGUAGUAGAUGUCGAGUUUUUGGGAAAAAAAUUUGAGAACGAUAUCGCAACGUAGAACGCUACAAUAUCCGUUCAAAAUUGACAAAUUUUCCAGGAUACAAAGUCCAAAGAUUCAAAGCCGCCGGCGAAGGAAAAGGUUGAGAAAUCGACGAAAAAAGCGGAAAAGGGCAAGGAAAAGUCAAAGGUUUGGUUUUUUUCCUUUACUUUCAGAUCGACAAUGGCUAAAAAUGUCUCAAGUAUCAGUUGUUCAUUUUCCAGGACACAAAGUCGAAAGAUUCAAAGCCGCCGACGAAAAAAGAGGAGAAGAGCAAGAAAAAGUCAAAGGUUUGAUUAUUUGUUUUGAAAACUUUGAAACAUUAUUUUUUCAGGACACAAAGUCGAAAGAUUCAAAGCCGCAGACGAAAAAAGAGGAGAAGAGCAAGGAAAAGUCAAAGGUUCGAUUAUUUGUUUUGAAAACUUUGAAACAUUAUUUUUUUAGGAUGCAAAGUCGAAAGAUUCGAAGCCGCCGCCGACGAAAAAAGAGGAGAAAACGGCACAGGCAAAGACGAAAAACGAGAAGACUGCUCAGGAAAAUACAAAAAAGUAG